Molecule: messenger RNA, 5845 nt
Organism: Ornithorhynchus anatinus (platypus)
Lineage: Eukaryota; Metazoa; Chordata; Mammalia; Monotremata; Ornithorhynchidae
Gene: SEPSECS
Product: Sep (O-phosphoserine) tRNA:Sec (selenocysteine) tRNA synthase
Exons: 11
Coding region: 16-1530 (504 amino acids)
Biological process (GO): selenocysteine incorporation; conversion of seryl-tRNAsec to selenocys-tRNAsec
Molecular function (GO): O-phosphoseryl-tRNA(Sec) selenium transferase activity; tRNA binding
Source: RefSeq, a predicted model, not a curated record
GCUGCCGCCGCCGCCAUGAACGACCGCAGCUUCGCGGCGGGAGAGCGGCUAGUGGCGGGAGCUUACUUGCGGCAGGGCCGCGAGGCCCGCCGAGCCCACGAGCAGCUUCUGCGAUCACUGCUGGAGAAGGGUAAGUGUCCCGAAGAUGGCUGGGACGAAAGCACUAUUGAACUGUUUCUCCAUGAACUUGCCAUUAUGGACAGUAACAACUUUCUAGGCAACUGUGGGGUCGGAGAAAGGGAAGGCCGAGUAGUAUCUGGAUUAGUUGCCCGUCGUCAUUUUCGGUUAAUUCAUGGAAUCGGUAGAUCAGGUGAUAUUGCUGCUGUGCAGCCCAAAGCUGCAGGUUCUAGCCUUUUGAACAAAAUUACCAACUCAGUAGUACUAGAUAUCUUAAAGCAUGCUGGUGUCCGUUCAGUAGCCAGCUGCUUUGUUGUUCCUAUGGCCACCGGCAUGAGCCUGACGCUAUGUUUUUUAACGCUGCGGCACCGGAGACCAAAGGCAAAAUAUAUUAUUUGGCCACGGAUUGACCAGAAAUCAUGCUUUAAAUCCAUGAUUGCUGCAGGUUUCGAGCCUGUGGUAAUAGAGAAUGAAUUAGAAGGCGAUGAACUGCGAACAGACCUGAAGGCAGUGGAGACCAAAAUCCAAGAGCUUGGAGCAGAGAACAUUCUGUGUCUUCAUUCUACCACAUCCUGUUUUGCUCCAAGAGUGCCUGAUAGAUUGGAGGAAUUAGCUGUGAUCUGUGCUAAUUAUGACAUUCCGCAUAUAGUCAACAAUGCAUAUGGAGUGCAGUCUUCAAAGUGUAUGCAUCUCAUCCAACAAGGUGCUCGAGUCGGUAGAAUAGACGCUUUCGUUCAAAGCCUGGACAAAAAUUUUCUGGUUCCAGUAGGUGGUGCUGUCAUUGCUGGCUUUAGCGACGCCUUCAUUCAGGAAAUCAGCAAGAUGUACCCGGGAAGAGCUUCAGCUUCACCUUCCUUGGAUGUUUUUAUUACCUUACUGUCACUGGGGUUAAGAGGCUAUAACAGACUGUUAAAAGAAAGAAAGGAAAUGUUUUCAUAUCUGUCAAGGGAACUGAAGAAGCUUUCAGAAGUCUACCAUGAGAGGCUGUUGAAUACCCCUCAUAAUCCUAUAUCUUUAGCUAUGUCACUGCAGACACUGGGAUCUCACAGUGACACGGCGGUCACCCAGCUUGGCUCUAUGCUUUUUACCAGGCAGGUUUCUGGAGCCAGGGUGGUCCCACUCGGGUCAGUGCAAACUGUAAACGGCUACACUUUCAAAGGUUUCAUGUCGCAUUCAAGUAAUUAUCCUUGUGCUUACCUCAAUGUUGCAUCAGCAAUCGGAAUGUCAAAGCGGGAUGUCGACUUGUUCCUUAAAAGACUUGACAGGUGUUUCAAGGCCUUUAGCAAGGAAAAGAGCAAGGAGAACAAUGACCCGGAAGUUAAAAUUAAUGAAGCUACAGAUGAGAAGCUGGAAGAGAUGGUCUUAAAAAUGGGUGACGUAGACCUUGGCGGACACAAGGAUGAGUCGUCUUAAUAUGUACAGAAUUUCUUUCUGUGGCAAAAAGGAGCCGAGAAUAAUACAUUAUCUCAUUUAAAGUGGGGAAAAAAAUGAAGAAUUUUGAAUUAAGAAUUGCCUUGAAUUAUGUUCAGGGAAUGGAUUUGGUUCAGCAAAUGAUGAUUUACACGUUGGUUCCUGAGUUAUUUGGUAAUUUUCCCUUAAUGCUUAUGAACCUCAAAACGGAGUGGAAAUUCUCAAUAUUUUUCUAAUUAUUUGAAAAGUAUUCAGCUAUGCACACUGAUUGUAAUAGUCCUUCUAAUGACUAUAAAAUUGCCUGUGGUUCUCUUGGAAAUUUCAGCUGCUUUCUCCCUGACCACCCUCCAUCACUCACCCACUGUGCAUGUGCUGGUGAAAGUUCUAAAUUGGGAAGGUGCACGGUCACUAGCAGAUCACCUUCAUUUACUGAAAAGUGGACAGAAUGUCCACAUGAGAAAAACGUGAAUGAAUUUUUGAUUUCCAAAAUAAUGAGACUUUCCCAAAGAGGGAUUUUUUUGGUGGGGGGGGGGCAGGGGGGAGAGUGCUGGGAUUAACUUUUCAUGGUCCAGUUGCCCGCCUAAGGAAGCUUUAACCUUGAAUGGCACUGGGGCAAUCCGGUGUGCUAGCCCCUUCCAGAACAUUCCUCAGGGUCUUUCCCAGGGAGAAACUCUUUUGCAUGAGAUGUCAAACACCUGCUAGUAAGAAUAAUAAUAAUAAUAAUAGUACCUACAUUUUCUACAGAGCCUUUCUUCUCAAAGUGCUCGCCCGUUAAUUAGUUCAUCACCUGCUGUCACCAGUGAGAACACAACCAAUUGCAGGGAAGAAUUUGGAUUGGAGGUGGGAGCUAAAGGAAGUUAGGAGAAAACUCCAAAGAGGGGUGUCCACGUUGAGCAAUCUGAAGGGAACAAGCUGUGGGAAACUGGCAUUUGUCAGGAAGAUUGUGGUUCAGCAGAGUGAAAGUCCCUGAGAACACCCACAAAAGAGCUGCCGAGGGAAGCGUAGACAGCGGUGGGUUCGGAGGGGCAGUUCCUUGCGUUUAAGGUAGGAACAAGUACGAGGUGAGGGAAAGGGGGUUAUUUCUGGAGUUAGUUUAAGAUUCUCCUGUGCCCUUUGAAACCUUGAACGGAGUGAGUAUUGGGAUCUGUUCAGAAACAAAGAGUGUGCCAGCGGGAUCUGUGCCGAUGGAACCUCUCGCUCUCGCAUCCUCCUGAACCCUAGCGGCCAGCCCUCACGGGGCAGCGAUGGCCAGCUGAUCGCCAGAUGUUUCCCGUGCCUUCCGGGUGUUCCAAACCCGGGUCAGUCGGCAGUGACGGCAGACUGCCAGAACAGUCACGGAGUGCUUUCGUCUGGAGACCCAACCAGCUCCCUAUCCUGGUGGAAAUUUGCCGGCGGCCCCGGGGCCCCAGUGCCGUCACGGAGCGUCCGACCUCAACGGCGCCAGAGAUAUAAGUCGAAUGACUAUGAUUGUCAGCCUUCCCCGAGAAUUGCACAUCCCAAAUCAUCGAAACUAACUUCACGAAGCAGCCGUCCCUGCUCCUCUUUUUAGACAAAUUGUCACUAAUUGCAAUCCGCUUAAUCGCUCCUUUUGCCGAAGUGACACGGUCCACGGCUUCUUUUCGACUAGCCAGGAUCAAGACUCUCUUUUCCUCCAGGGUUUUGAGACUCCUCCAACAGCAAAUUGGGAAAAUACUCCAAAAUAAAAGUAGAAAUCUGAAAUUCCUAACUGAACGCUCAUGAACUUUGUAUAAAUUGAGAAACUGUGAAAAUGCAAAAUUUUACAAAGCUCCUACAGUCAUCGGAAGCUCGGUUGUUAAUGAAUAGUUUAUUAGGAAUUGUGAAUAAUAACCAGGUUAUACAUUUUAAUCUUGCAUAUGUAUGAUUCAGUGUACUUAAGGCAGGCUCCAAUAAGAUUAUUGCAUUUUUAAAAAGUAGUAAAUCUCAUUCCAAACAAACAAAUGAGCUCUUGAUUCAGGAACAAAAAAUGCUAUAGUCAGUCCCAUGGUUGUUAAAUACUCUGUAUUACUGAAAUGGUUGCAGAGAUGUUGAACAGAGUCUACCAGAUGCAGCGACAUCUCUAGAGUUUAAAAUAGGGAAUUAAGUAACGUUGCAAAUGUACGUGCUGGCAUUGCAACUUAAUAUGCGGGUAAGCCAAAAUGGUUUUAUAGGAAAAGCGAUCCGUGCUGUGUGAUCACCGUUUACUUCAAAAAAAGUCCGGAGCCCAGAGACUUAACGAAUGUUGUCAUCUGUGAUGUUUCAGCAGUUCUUGGUCUUCUGUUGCUGAAUGGAUGAUAAUUCUAAUUGAAGAUGAAUUACAUGAACCCACAUGGGAACGAUAGAUACGAUGCAACAUUAUGCCCGUAGUGCACGGGGUUUGAGCUGCCCUUCGUAUUAUAAAUUUGGGUUUGAUUUUUCAAAACAAAUUUUAGAGGUGUGGAUUUCUGCUCUAAAUGUUGGCCAUCUUAAAACUUGGUCUCAAGGCCAGAGCUGUGUGAAUGGGUGUGUGUGACCUUUGUGUGCCCAGACACACCCCAUCCCUUAGGCGGUGAACAUGCAGCUCUAUUUUCUAUGUAAAAUUAGAAGUGAAAAAUGGGUUCGUCCAGUUGGGACUUUUGUGAGUCAGCAUAUGGAUGAAGGGGCGAUAGAGGAUAUUUCUCCCCAUCCCGAACAGAAAGGCCUAUGGCAUCAUGGCUUGGGUCAUUGAGUAGGUAACUUCCCAGGUAAAGAUGGUAAAAGAGGCUGCGGUCGAAUGGCCUUGGAAAGAAAAUUGAAGUCAGACCAAAUGUUCUCGAGGUCGUCGCUUGAUGUCCUUUUCCUUAGAAACCUGUGGAAGAUCAGACAGCAGUACGUAUUGAGGGCCUACUGAGUGCAGUACACUGCACUGACGGCUUGUGAGAGGACAGUCAAGGUCAAAGACGUGAUUUCUGCCUUCAAGGAGCUCUCAUUCUUGUAGGGUGGUGCCAGGGUCUUCCUUCUCGGGUUUUGCCGGGAGGAGGAUGGAUGAUGUUCUCCCCACCCCUGAGGUUGUGAGUAAACCGUGAUUUGUUUCAGAUCUAGGGGAUGCGGUGGGCAGCUCAAGUCAGGCAGACGGGUUUAUUAUAGCUUCACCGUAGGUUAUUGAGGGAGAUGAAAGGAAGAAGUUUUCUGUGGCGCUGGAGAGCAAAUUAUCGUGCCCUUUGGACGGUCGGUUCACUGGCGUUUAUGGGUCAGAAUACAAUACUGUUAUGGAAGUCCACUGUCCUACAUUGCAACUUAUUUCACUUGACUUAACUCUUGCUUUAGCAAUUCAGAGAGGACAUUAAAUGGGAAAUAUUGUCCACCCCAGUGCCAUUCAGAGAGUCACUAUUAUCUGAAAGUGAAUAUCGAUUGGUGGCAACUGUGUUGAAUUCUAAUGUUCACGAAACUCUUGACUCGCCUUGAAAUUUUGAUAAUCUUCUGAGGUCCCUUUUAUUUACUGUGCACAAGCGUGAUGCCGUCUCACUUCUGAAUGCCUGGGAAACUCAAGAAAUACUUGCUUUUUCAGAAUACGAGAUAGAGAAUGAGUGGUGGCUUCCCGUUCAAACACGUCUCCGAAACUUUUAACCCUUUAAAAAGUCAGCUGGAUUUUAAGGUGGCUGUGGAGUUUGCAACACAAAUAUUUUUCUUCACCCUCCUUUGAUCCUCAUAUCCUAUUAAGAUUUUGGUAAUUUUUCUCUAAAUAAGAUACUUUAAAAUUCAGAUCUUCAGGAGCAAUGAGGUUAAUGCACUGAUAAGAUUUUUUCCUUUAAUUUCAACCCUCUUAUUUUCACACACUUUUUUUUUUUCAAAUUACCCCGGCCUCUAAUCUGCCACACUGCACUUGAUUUGUACAGAAUAUACACUUCUGUGUGAUAUACUCACCUAAAACUGAUCACCUCGUUCUUUUGUGCCUUAACUUUCCUUUCGUGCUCUUUUUGGUUUCCUGUAGUGCAUUUGUAAAAUGACCGCGAGAUCUCAGACAAAUGAGUAUAUUUUUGUAAUUCUUCACUUAAUCUAUAUCUAUAUGUAUGUUUGUUAAUCUCAGGCUUUUUGAUAAUUUGGGGGAUGUUUGUACCUCUUAUUUUUAGCAGUUCGUGUCAAAAGUUUAAUGUUAACUGAAAUGUGCAAAGAGAUAUUAUGUAUGUGUGUGUGUGUGUUUACUAAAAUCCGAAAGGGUGACAGAGCCUGGCUUGAGAGCUGCUUACACACUACUCAUUUUACCAAAAUAAAAUUUGACGUUCCCCCAGAUUUUCUGUGAAUGUUGUGUAAAUGGAUAGUAAAAAUGCAACUGUUUAUAAUAAACAAGGAACUUUAAUCUGAA